CCACUGCAGUUGAACGACACCAUCCGUUGCGUCCUCGAUUCCCACCAACAACGUCUCGUCGUCCUUGUCUACUGCGACCGUUACAAUCAUGGCUUCGUUUUCCACCGAGUCGCCUUUGGCGAUGCUGCGCGACAAUGCCAUUUAUUCGAGCCUUUCCGAUGCCUUCAACGCCUUCCAGGAAAGGAGGAAACAGUUCGGUCUUUCCAACCCCGGCACGAUCGAGACCAUCGCCCGCGAGGUCCAACGCGAUACUCUCCUCACCAACUACAUGUUCUCUGGCCUCCGCGCCGACGUCACCAAGGCUUUCAGCCUCGCCCCUCUCUUCCAAGUUUCCCACCAGUUUGCCAUGGGUGAGAGGUUGAACCCUUAUGCCUUUGCUGCUCUCUACGGAACCAACCAGAUCUUCGCUCAGGGUAACCUGGACAACGAGGGCGCUCUCUCGACAAGAUUCAACUACAGAUGGGGCGAUAGGACCAUCACCAAGACGCAGUUCUCGAUUGGUGGCGGCCAGGAUAUGGCCCAGUUUGAGCAUGAACACCUUGGCGACGACUUCAGUGCCUCCAUCAAGGCCAUCAACCCCUCUUUCCUUGACGGCGGUCUCACCGGUAUUUUUGUCGGCGACUACCUCCAGGCCGUCACUCCCAGACUCGGCCUCGGUCUCCAGGCCGUCUGGCAACGUCAGGGUCUCACUCAGGGCCCCGACACCGCUAUCUCCUACUUUGCCCGCUACAAGGCCGGUGACUGGGUUGCUAGCGCUCAGCUCCAGGCUCAGGGUGCUCUCAACACUUCCUUCUGGAAGAAGCUGACGGAUAGGGUCCAGGCUGGUGUUGACAUGACCCUAUCUGUUGCUCCCUCUCAGAGCAUGAUGGGUGGUCUUACCAAGGAAGGCAUCACCACCUUUGGUGCCAAGUACGACUUCAGAAUGUCCACCUUCAGGGCUCAGAUCGACUCCAAGGGCAAGCUCAGCUGCUUGCUCGAGAAGCGUCUUGGUGCCGCCCCCGUUACUCUGACCUUUGCUGCUGAUGUUGACCACGUCACUCAACAAGCCAAGCUCGGCAUGUCCGUCUCCAUUGAGGCAUCUGAUGUCGAUCUCCAGGAGCAGCAAGAGGGUGCCCAGUCCCUCAACAUCCCCUUUUAAACUGGAAUAUGUAUAUCGGGGAUGAAGAACACUGGUCGAUUGGGCCAGCAUUUGGUUUCCGCUCCACCCUUGCACUCUACUCAUUGUGUUGACAACGUAAUCUAAUCACACACGAUGCCCACCUUGUACCAAGGAACAGAAAGGGUGAGGGUCAUAGCUUUUCACCGUCCCUCACUACCAACGCCAUUUCUGCUUUUGACCACAUUCUUAUCACAUCAUCUAGUACAAGCUGGUCACGGCGAGUUGCCGUGGGGAAAAUCGAAAGUCGGACGUUGCGAACCUCCCCAUCGCAAUGAUCCCACAUGACUUGGGUCUUUGCAUACGAGUUUUACGGAACGAUAGACAUCUCUCACCACAUUUUCCACUUUAAAAAAGAAACUUCCUCUCGCGCUAUGCAUCUCAUCACCCGGCGCUUUUAUCUAUGGUUUUUCCCUUGGGAGAGCAAACAUGAGGGGAGAAGACUUUUUUGUGUAUUAUAGACAGGUCAAUCAGGGAAGGGCGUGUGCAUUGUUUCUAGGUCUGCGCAUUCUCGAGGUUGGCUAAAACUUUGGGGACGGGCAGUACGUUUGUGUCAUGAAUAUGAAGAAGGUUUACGGACG
Messenger RNA from Neurospora tetrasperma FGSC 2508, 1737 nucleotides. Its product is annotated as mitochondrial import receptor subunit tom-40. Lineage: Eukaryota; Fungi; Ascomycota; Sordariomycetes; Sordariales; Sordariaceae. The record is from RefSeq and is a predicted model, not a curated record. Gene Ontology annotation, cellular component: mitochondrial outer membrane translocase complex; mitochondrial outer membrane. Gene Ontology annotation, molecular function: transmembrane protein transporter activity. The coding region runs from base 89 to 1138 and encodes 349 amino acids. Gene Ontology annotation, biological process: protein import into mitochondrial matrix. The transcript has 5 exons.